Protopterus annectens (West African lungfish) is the source of this 5231-nucleotide messenger RNA. RefSeq lists its product as uncharacterized. The transcript is spliced from 9 exons. Gene Ontology annotation, cellular component: chromosome, centromeric region. Bases 218 to 4486 code for a protein of 1422 amino acids. Lineage: Eukaryota; Metazoa; Chordata; Ceratodontiformes; Protopteridae. The record is from RefSeq and is a predicted model, not a curated record.
GAAGGAGCACGCUGGUGCUCAUGUUUGCCGUUGUACGUCACAACUGAUCAUGACACUUACUGAUUGGCUGAGAGGACGGACAUUGCAUUCGUUUAAAAUUUCCCGCACCGCCCGGUUAAGUUAUGUAUGGUAAUAUUUGAAAAGUCGUUGUUUGUGAAAUAAGGAAAUAAACGGAUUUAACAGGUGUGGUCUCGUUUUUAAGUAAGGCAGCUUAGAAAUGAGCAUCACUGUUUCAAAGGGGAAUGCCCUAGAGGCACUUGGUAAUUCUGUCUUGGAUAACGUGAAAGAAAGAAUGAGAGAUAAGAAGAAUGGAACUUUAAAAAAAGUGAAGUUGAGUAACUCACUGGUAUCCAAAAUAAAAUCAAAAAACCUAAAUAACUCUUCUAUAAUUAAAAUAUCACUGAAACACAACAACAAGGCCCUGGCAUUGGCCUUCAGUGCAGAAAAGGAGAAGAACCGAAAUUUGAUAAAUGAGAAGAUGCUACUCCAAAAAGAAAUACAGACACUGGUUUUUGACCGUUCCCUGGUCCGCCAAAGUGUGAAUCAAUUGAAAGAAGCCCUGCAAGGAAUUUGGACAUUUGUAAAUUCCAAAGUUUCAGACAUUUUGGAUAGCAGCAGUGCAGAUGAUGAGUAUACAGUGCAACCAUCUACUGUAAGAUUCUCAGACCUAAAAAACUGCAGAGCUAAUAAAGGUGGUAAAGGUGACAUGAUUGAUGAUCCCCCGUCAAGAAAAUUUGGGAUGCCCAUGAGAGUUCCAGUCUCAAAAGGAGAAAAUGUAAAGGCUUUUCAGAAUUCUGCAGGUAAUGUUGAUGUUGACCGGUGUUUGAAGGAGCCACCAAAGGAUGGAAUUGUGCUGGAACCAAAAGAACCUGAGGAGCAGCUGCAGCCUCCUAUAAACAGCGUAUCUUUAGAUUUUCUACAACAUAUGGAUCAUACUUACAACAAUGGGAAAUGUAGUCCGAACUCCAUUUCCUCUUGGCAGCAAAUGGAUGAGACUUCAAAAAUGCCGUUUUAUUCUAUGACAUUGCCAGAUAAUGUAACCACCAGGAGAAAGAGAUCAACUCUUACAAAUUCAGGGCGCCUCCUUUUUCCCAUUUCUUUUGAUGAAGAAAAAUGUGAAGUACAGUUCCCUGUUUUGGAGAACACAGCUUUAGGAAAUUUUAGCAAUUCCGUUAGUUGUACCAAAGCUCUUGAUUCCACUUCUACCAGUAUUCCAGAGUCUUCCUCUGAAAAAACAUGUUCAGUGACACUGUCUCCACCUGAUAAGUUACAGACAGAAGAAACUGUGUUUGAUGCAGAAAUGGAGCUGACUGCCAGUGAGGUAGGUGAAAUAAUGACUGUUGCAACAGUCUGCAGGGAACAGAAUGCUGGUAGAAAAAUGGUAAAGCAUAAUGUUUCAGAUGGCAAACAAGAGAAUGGAUGUGAAGGUGGAAAACUAAGAAAAGUGAAGCACCCAGUUUCUUCUAAGAAUCGUUCAAAAAGUGGCACAGACAGUGAUAAUACUAAUACUGUAGGAAAGGACAGGAAGAAAAGGAAGCAUUGCUAUCAAGAUAGUGCCAUCGAUGAGUCUGAAAAUGCUGUGGAGUUCACUCGCGUGCCAGUGGCAUCAAGUGACUUCACUGGUAGCAAUUUUUUUCAUGAGCCAGUGCAGGAAGACCGUAAUCCUGACUUUAGUUAUAGCUGUGCAAAACUCACACCAAAAGAUCUAGCUGUUAGACGUGGUCACCUUAGUUCCACUGACUGCACAUGGCAGCCGAAUAAAGAAAGUGAACAUGCUAACUGUGGUAGUGAUGAAACUUCAGCCAUAUGCUCUAUGGAAAACCAGUGUGAAGUAAGUCCACAUUCACUCCUAAAUUCUGAGGCAAAUGUGGGUGAAAUGGAAGAUGAUUGCUCUCAGGCAGAGUGUAAUAUACUUCCCGCAUUUUUGGAAUCCCCAGAUGAAAGUGGUAGUGGCUUUAAAAUACCAAGAAAAAUAAAGGCAUUUAACAGUAGGAAGACGAUUGUCAUUUCUUGUAGAAAAUCCAUUACUGGCAGUGUGAAUGUUCAGGUACCAGAGUUUCCCUUCGGACCUUCUACACAGACUGUCAACACAGAAAUGCAAACAGAAGGUGAUCGUGGUAAUCUAGACAAUGCUAGCAGUGAAGACCCACUAGCCAUGAGUUGUGCAUAUAAGCGCCGAAAGAAAGAGAAAAUUAAGAAUGCUUUGUGUGAUAAUGUGAUAAGAGAAAAAGCUAAAACAAAUGAACCCCUCAAAGAAGCUAGUCAUAUUUACUCUGGAUCUAAAACUGUAAAAUUUAACAUAUAUACUGAAGAUGCAUGCAUUGGUAAACCUGAGACAAACAAAGAUUUUGACUCUGAACUGCCUCCGAAACCUGUCAGUGCUGGAGUUUCUAGUGAAAAUGACGAUGAACAUGGAUUUACCAGAAUUGACAAAGGUGAUGAGGAAAAGGCAAACCUUUCUGAAUCUUGUACUGUUGAACAUCCAGCUCCCCUGAUCACAGAGGACAGCUCGUCUGAACCUGCUAAGUCACCUCAAGCAAAGAAAAACACUGAAAUUGGGAAACUUGAAGAUAAUUCUGUAGGUGCCACCAGCAAGUCUAAAUGCCCUAAAAGAGGCAAGGUUGGCAAGGAAAAACAUAAACGUGAAACAUUUGUCAUUCCCCCUAUAAAACCUUCCAAGGGUUGUAAUGCUGGACCAGUGGGUUUGGUACAAGAUAAUUCAAUGGAAUUUUCUGAUUUUUUUGCUAAGCCAGCUGCAAGAACUGAAACUGGUGUAAGGGUAUCUCUGGGAAAUGCCAUUAAGCAAAUUGGGUGUACUAGAAAAGGCAAAGAUGAAUCUAAACGUAAAACGUUCAUUCUUUCAUCUGAAAAACUCUCAGAAGGCUAUAGUGCUGAAUGUCCAACACUUGAUUUAUUCCAGGAAAGGUCUGAUCUUGUAGCGAUAGAUUUUUGGGCCUCUCAAACUGAAACUGGCACACUUCAGCCACAUAAUACAAGAGAAACUGGCACACUUCAGCCACAUAAUACAAGAGGCAUGAAGGAAAUGGGGUGCACUACAAGAGGCAAAGGUGCCAAAGAAAUGUCCAAAAGAAAAACAUUUGUCAUUCCUCCUGUAAAACCUUUGCAGGAUUGUACUGUUGAGCAGCUAACCUCCAAAGCAGCGUGUGUACGCUUAGCCGAAUGUUCUGAUCUCUUUCCACAGCCAGAUGUUACCAGUGAAUGUGAUGAACACUGCACAGCUAAAAUCUCUAGUAGCAAUGCUGUCAAGGAGUUUGUUUGCACCAAAAAGGGCAAAGCUGUGAAGCAAAAAUCUAAUUGUAAAGCUUUCACUAUCUCCACUGUGAAACCGUCAGAGGGAUGUAAUUCUGAACAGAAAGCAUCUGAGGCAGACUGGUGUGAUGAACCUCUAGAUUCGGCAGGCCCAAAUAUGGUAACUGAAACUGGUACACUUAAGAUGCUCAGAAAAGCUGCUAAAGAAUUUGGAUGUGUUAAGAAAGGCAGAGAUGCCAAGGAAAAGUCAAAGAGAGAGACCUUUAUUAUCCCUUCUGUAGACCAUUUUAAGGACUCUAGUGUUGAGCAGACAUUGCCCAUGAAGGUAGAAGAGAGCUCAGUGGAAUGGUCUGAUCCAAGUCUGAAAUCAGAACUUGAGACAUUCAAAGUCCCAAGAAACAGAGAGUUUGGGUGUGUCAAAGGCAGAAAGACCCAGGAAAUAUCUAAACGUGAAACAACAGUACGUUUUACAGAAGAUAUAAAAAAUAAGUGCACUGUUGAGCAGACAUCUGAUUUAACACAAGAAAAAUUCAUGGAAACUAUGGAAUUGCAAGCUGUUGGCAUGAAACGGAGUGUUCCAUGGUUACCAGUACACCAAACUGAUCACGAGAUGAUUGACAUGAUCAGCGAUUCUAUAUUACUAAACUGCAGUGCCGAUGCAGUUCUGAACUUGGAAUCGUCGGAUGUGUUAAAAUCAGCAGACCAGCACUUCAGUCCUCAAAAACCUGUUAUUUGCCCACCAGAUGGAGUGCUCUCUUCUUUGUACAACUGUAAUCUUAAAGUGCUACCAACUGAUGCACGUGUUUUGACUGUGACAACGUCCCAGGAUCCAAGUAGCAGAAAUGAAGAACAAGAGAAUGUACAUCAGACAUGUCUGCAGAAUAAACGUAAUGAGCGGUGUCAAAAGAUGAAAACAUCUAAAAACAAAAAUGUUUUAAGGGAUUUAACCAACAAAGAAUUGUCCAAAGCUUCUCCAGAGUCACAAGCCCAAAAGGAUCAAGACAACAGUAGGAGACAGCGACGAGCAGCUAUGGCUGUAAACUAUAAAGAGCCAAGUGGUAGAAGAAAAAUUCGACGUGGAGACGAUGCCAGUUUUAUAAACAACGAUUUUCUAAGUUCGCCAGUAUUCAAGAAGAAGAGCACUAACAAAAUAAAGAGUGAAUGUGAAGAAGGCAUUUCUUCAGUUUCCACUGAGGUUUCUGGACAGUAUUGUUGAACAUUUUUCUGCAUUUUAAACAUCAUCUGAGAAAGGUGCAUUUCUAGCCCGAGGGCAAUCUUGGUACUACAGAGUAGUGAAGUGACCCAGUGUAUAUAUCUUGUCUUGUAAUCUUGACCCAGUGUAUAUAUAUCCCGUCUUGUGGCCUAUUGCAGGCUUAGGCAAACAUUACUACAAUCCGUUAAAUAUUUUGUAUUGUUUGUAAAUGGUUUUAUAUAAUUUAUUUUAGGACAAUGACAACAUUUUUUGGGUAUUAAUCAUACAAAAGCACCUACUAACUUGUUUCUUGGGAAAACAGAGGACCCUUAAAUGGAAAUGUGAGGUCCAGGAGCAAGGCAUCUACAUUCCUUGGUUUUAAAAGAACUCAGCAACGCGCAGAAUUUUUGGAGAUGAAUUACAACACAUUAGCCUUGUGGUUUAUAAUGCCAACUGAAUUCUCCAGCAGCACUCUAGUUUUAUCUGUCAACAUUUGUGCAGGAUGAACAAUCUCAGAUUUGUAUAAACAAAUAUUCAAGGCUUUAUUUUAAACUUAUAUUUACUGUAGAUGGUUGUAAUGUUCCUGAAUGCACUCAUGAAUACAUUUAUUUGUAGUUGUGGCAUCUCUGUUUUCUAGUUAGUGUUUGCACUGCAGUUGUUUGUGUGUUUAGCAUGGAGUGAGUGUUACAACUUUCCUUGUUUCCUUUGUGUUAAUAUAAUGCUGACCACAAACUAACUGAAAUCUAAAAAUAAAGGUUACUUAUUUUUA